Messenger RNA from Lineus longissimus, 3236 nucleotides. RefSeq names its product differentially expressed in FDCP 8 homolog B-like. Lineage: Eukaryota; Metazoa; Nemertea; Pilidiophora; Heteronemertea; Lineidae. The transcript is spliced from 11 exons. The record is from RefSeq and is a predicted model, not a curated record. The coding region runs from base 149 to 2275 and encodes 708 amino acids.
UCCGGUAUUUCCAAAACACCAAAACAAGUCACGAGACUUGCUUAUAAAAGCUGCAAAAGCAUAUAAAUCUGCAACUUUGCAUCAAUAUAUUUUUUGUGGUGAUAAAUAAGUAACUAAAGAUUCGAAAGCGGAUGAAGUCGUAAGAAGUAUGGGAGAGCACAGAGUGUCUUCAGGUCCCCCAGGACGACAGUCCUUGACUUUUUCCGCUGAUGAAACGCUUGAGGAUGGGUCAACGAUCCGCACUCUUGAAACGCCUGCAGCAACAAUUCGGUUUUGUUUCAUCGAUAAUGUGAGCUCUGAUUCUGAUUCAGAGGAAUUGCCUGAUAAUGCAGAAUCUUGGAAACCGCCAGAUUUAACUAAUUGUACAUCUUUAGCUGCUGGUUCAGAUGGACGUUUAAAUCUGGAUGCCAGCAAGGAGGUUAAUGCUAGUCGUAAAUCUACAGAAGACAUUUGCUACUUGAGUGAUUCUUGUAGUAGUAGUAGUAAUAGUCAGAAGAGUGGGGAAGUGAAAAGGCUGGCAGAAUAUGCAGAUCAAGUUGGUUCGGAAACAGUUGGAAAAACUACUCUUGGAGAUAGUGAUUCUAAUUCAAGUACUUUUCAAGAAAAGGGGGUGCUGAAAGCGGAUCUCUUUGCUAAAGAGAAUAAUUCUGGAAGUCCUGGUACUGAGCAUAUUCCCCCUGUACACGUUGCUGAUAGAGAUACACACAAGGACCGAGCAAGUCCUGUUGAUGACAGAUUUAGCCAUACUGAAAUUAAAGUCCAACUGGCAAUAGAGAAGGGUUUUGUGAAAGAGCGUUCCUCAAGCCCAGACCAGAAAAGUUUAAGCCAAAGCAUCGGAACAUGUUCUAGCUCCGGUAGCACUUCAUCAAUUGUUGUUUCUACACCAAGAAGUCCAAGGUUCAACCCUUUCGACCGUGAUGUGUUCGCUGAGGAGGACCAUUUUAGUUUUCAUGGCUCGUUGUUGAAGGGAAAUCCGAGUAAUGGACCAAGGCAAAGCCUCCCAAGUUUGGUGUCACCAGUCCAUAUGCGAGCACGGACAAACAGCGACGACUACCCCCGCUCUGUUUCAAGUGAUGACUCUGGCUUCCUAGUCAAGGACGAGAAUGACAUUACAUUUGCAGAUCUAGGUUUGGCAGAGGACCACUUUUCACAACCAGAGGGUUCAUUUGGUUUGUCAACGACAGAGGAACUCGAACUAGCUAUUGAAAGUUGUAAAGAAUUGAUAAUGGAAACCGGUGACAACGUAGAACGCAAGACAAAUCUGGUCGGAAAACUGAUUCAGCUUCGGAUGCGCCUUCAGGAUGCUAAGGAUGGUUUCGAAGAAAGAGCUGUGGAUGUCGAUACAAAAUUAGUCCUGGGUCAUAAGUUUACGAAAAAGGAGACUCAUCGAUCAAAGCAUUACUGUGAGAAGUGUAACAAUGUGAUCUGGGGCGUGUUGCAGGUCUGGUACAGAUGUUCAGAGUGUGGAUUUUGCUGUCACGGCAAAUGCCUCAAUCUGAUUACACGGAUGUGUGCCAGCAUCAAGGUUGGAGAGAAUCCGUCAUACAUUCUUUCUAUCUGCCCAGAGAAGGGUUUGGCAUUGCAGCAAUAUCGAUGCUCUGAAUGCAGGACUGUGAUAUCAUUUAAAAGUAACUAUGACGAACCCCGGCAGUGCGACUACACAGGGAACUACUACUGUGAACAGUGCCAUUGGAACGAUACAAUGGUCAUACCUGCACGAGUUUUACACAACUGGGACUUUGAGCCGAUGAAGGUUUGCCGCGCAUCAAAGCAAUUCUUGAAGCUUAUGACGAAAAGAUCUGUACUAAGAAUUCAGGACAUUAAUCCGAUGUUGUUUAGUUUUAUUGAGGAACUCAAUGAAGUUAAGAAAUUGCGGGAAGAAAUCUUGGUGAUGAAAAAAUACUUCCUUUCCUGCCAAGAUGCCCUAGCCAGCAAGUUAUUACUGCAGCUAAAAGACCGCCAACAUUUUGUCGAUAAUUCCGACAUUUAUUCUAUGCAAGAUUUACUGGACAUUGCCAGUGACGCUCUGGUGCCAAAACUUACGAAGAUCCAUGCCAGUUUUGCACAGCAUAUCAAGGCAGAUUGUGAGCUUUGCCAGGUAAAAGGCUUCAUCUGUGAAUUGUGUGACUCUCAGGAAAUCCUCUUUCCAUUUGAUAACCAUGCCAUUGUGUGUUCCCAGUGCUCGGCAGUACUCCACAGACAUUGUUACAUGAAGCGAGAGAAUUCAUGUCCAAGGUGCGAGCGGAGGAACAAACGUUCGACAGACGAGAGCUGAGAACGAUUACUACGGCAGUGGGAAAAUUGCGGAAAAAAACAUUAUAGCAUUCCAAAAAGUUUACCUCUGUUAUCAGGGUUCAUUUCUCGUGUUCAGGAGUUUAUAGUGAUUAACCCUUUAGAUCCGAUAUCCGGCCACUGAUAUCUGUCUAUAUAUCCCUAACCAGCCAUGAACAGCCCACCAGUGCGUGCGUUCCUUUUCUCGAGCAACACAAUUGCCAUCUCUACUUAAGCAUUGAAACUAAGACCAGUUUUUGACCAGUGAGGGAUCUAUUGAUGAAAUCUUAUGAAAAUUUAGUGGCUGGCUUGUUUUUUUGGGGGAAAAUUGCUGAAAUGAUUCAGGGAAAUACAGGGAAACACAUAAAAAUGUUCCAGGAUCUAAAGGGUUAACCCACUGUUAUCUGAAGAUCAUUAUAUGUGACACUGUCAGAUUAUGACAUAAUAGGCCUUAUGAACACCUUUCCUGAUAAGUAUUCUGUCAGUUAGUUUGUAAAAAUAUAAUUUAAGAUACAUUAUAAGGCAAUUUUUGUGAAGUUCUUAAGGAAAAUGGCUAAGUUGGGUGAUUCAUGCUCCCAAAUCAAGAUACAAGAUCUGUAAAUCUUGUUCAAAAUUCUGCCGAUUGUGGCGCUGAUUCAGAGUCAGCAAAGGAAUACAGGAGCAGAUUUAUCUUGUUAAAGCCUUGUUGUCAGAAUUUGGUACCGAGUCCUAGGUUCGGUGCUGUAGUAAUGUUACCAUAGUCUAAGUCAUUGUUAUAAAUUCUUGGUCUUAGUUUUGUGUUUCUACUAUUAUCCUCGUUGAAGUAUUGCGUUUGUUUAUUCAAUCCAUUGUGAAUUAUUUUCCAUUGUAAGUUUAGUAAUUACCAGUGUUUUUCUCACUCCGAGCAAUUUGAAAUAGUACGUGUACACGCAUGGUGCCUUUUAUUGUAUUAAAUUCACCCAACGUUUGGGGAUUACUGGAGUCAA